CCUAUCUGGUUACUCUCGAAAGGCCGAAAGGAGGAAGCUAAGAACGCUCUACUUCAAAUCCGUGGCCUUCAUGAAGAAACGAAGUUUAGUGGAGAGUUUGUGUUUAUAGCUUACACUGUCGAUAUAAUCACCAGAAUCAAUAUUACAAUAGAUUCUUUCUUGAUCACCGUCGUAAUAGGAAUUAUCCAAGUGAUAGUCAACAUAAUCACCACAAGCUGCAGCAAGAAAAUUGGUCGCCGAUUGAUUUCGAUUGUCUCUGGUGCUGGUAUGUCAAUCUCUUUGGGCGCUUUAGCACUGUACCUGCAAUUUUUUGAAGAAACUGGCGUUGCAGUUGUACCCCUCGUUUGCAUCCUUCUCUAUGUGGCAUUUGCAUCAUUUGGAUUUUUUUCGAUUCCUUGGUCAAUGAUUCCGGAAUUGUAUCCCACCAGAUAUAUAAACGUUCUUGCGAUGCUUACCGUCAUCUUGGCUUUUUUGUGUGAUUACAUUUCCACACAGUUGUAUCCAUUAAUGAUAAGAACUGACAGAAAU
Messenger RNA from Wasmannia auropunctata (little fire ant), 528 nucleotides. RefSeq names its product facilitated trehalose transporter Tret1-like. Gene Ontology annotation, cellular component: membrane. NCBI's taxonomy places the organism in Eukaryota, Metazoa, Arthropoda, Insecta, Hymenoptera, Formicidae. Gene Ontology annotation, biological process: transmembrane transport. The annotation marks the transcript as partial. Gene Ontology annotation, molecular function: transmembrane transporter activity. The transcript has 4 exons. The record is from RefSeq and is a predicted model, not a curated record.